AUGAGGAUUUUAAAAAUCGAUCAGUUCAAGUGUUUAAUUUUUGCAUUGGGUCUUAAAUCAAGUAAACACACAGAUAUUCGCGUACGUUUAUUUAAAAUUUUAAAUAAAGUUUCCGAAACAACAAAUUUGGAUAAACUGGUAGACGAAACACGUAUAAUGGAUUUGAAAUCUGAUAAUAUAAUGAUUGAAUACCAAACAAAAUCAAUUGGAUCUGUUAACGAAAAGGAGCACAAAUGCACCAAAUGUCAACUCGAGGACAACUACUGCUCCAGCUCCAAGACCAUUAGAACAAAAUCAACACAAAAUGACAACAAAGACAAAUUCCAAGGGAAAUCAAAAUUUCGUAAGCAUUCAACUGUGACGAUCAAUAACACUAUUCGACUUCAGAUAGACACAGCAUCGGAUAUUUCAAUAAUUUCUUUUGAGACAUGGGAAACCAUUGGCACACCCGACGCCUAUGCUACAAAGGAUAGCGCUAGUGAUGUAAAUACCAACAACAUUAAUCUCCUAGCUAUGUUUGAAUGCGAUGUAACAAUUAAUGACGUCACAAAAAGAGUAAGCUGCUAUAUCACAGAUAUAGACCAGCUGAAUAUCAUGGGAAUCGAUUUUAUUCAAGCCUUCGAUCUCUGGGAUAAACCAAUAUCUACUUGGUGUAGACAAAUUAAAUUCGAUGACGAAAUAGCUAGACUUAAGGAAAAUUAUCAACCCGUUUUUGAUAACAGUACUUUGGGACUUAUAAGAAACGCAGCAAGACUCGAAAUCGAAGCAGGACUACAGAGAUUGGAAAAUGCAAACAUUAUUUCUCUUGUGGAUACAUCAAAGUACGCCGCACCAAUUGUGGUCAGUAAUUAA
Molecule: messenger RNA, 852 nt
Organism: Lucilia sericata (common green bottle fly)
Lineage: Eukaryota; Metazoa; Arthropoda; Insecta; Diptera; Calliphoridae
Exons: 1
Coding region: 1-852 (283 amino acids)
Source: RefSeq, a predicted model, not a curated record